This is a messenger RNA of Scatophagus argus, 7813 nucleotides long. It is a transcript of the gene pappa2, whose product is annotated as pappalysin 2. The transcript has 27 exons. Bases 1289 to 6703 code for a protein of 1804 amino acids. The record is from RefSeq and is a predicted model, not a curated record. NCBI's taxonomy places the organism in Eukaryota, Metazoa, Chordata, Actinopteri, Scatophagidae. Gene Ontology annotation, molecular function: metallopeptidase activity.
UCCCUUAUAAAACCCAAGUGUGAAACCUGGGAAGGAUGCCCCCUCCCUCCCUCCCUCCCAACACACACCUCCUCCACUACACUUCCCCUACCGGUGAUGUCAGGGCGGGCAGGGGCUCCCUGUGAUAGAAAAAAAAAUCUAAAGGAGAAUGAAAGAGAGAGAGAGAGAGAGAGAGAGAGAGAGAGAGAGAGAGAGAGAGAGAGGAGUGAAUGGAGGAGGAUAUUACUACUACUGCAUGGACCGGUGCAGAGGAGCAGCAAGUCACUCUCUGAAGCGCACAAAGACGCACAACAAACACCAAGAGGAGCUGACGCGCAGACGCCGAACUAUCAUGUAACGGACUAAUAUUUUUGUCCUCUCUCAGAAAUUAUAGGACUAGAUAUUUUAGGGCUGGCACUUUGCAUUGCACUUCACUCUGGAGUGACUUUGUCUUUUUUUUGUGUUAUUACCCUGAUUCACCUUGCAGCCAUGUUUUGGAGCAGGACGCACUAAAUGAUGCCGCAAUGGUCAGGUAAAAAAGAAAUUAGAGGCUUUGUGCAAAGUCAGUAUGGAGUGAAAUGAUCUGAUUCAGCCUGAUUUAUUCAUGAAAAUAAAGCUGACUUUUUUUUUUUUUGAAGGAAACUGCAUCCACAUUUUCCUCAGUAAUAAAAUAAUUCUGUUUCUGAUCAUUUACAAGUUGGAAUCAGCCUGUUGACGCUUCAAAAUUGUCUCUUUAGCCCAAGAGCUUUUUUUUUCUCAGUGUAAACAGAAACAAAGUGACAGAGGCUACAGAUAUUUUGCAAACAGUAGAAGUUACAUGAAUGGGAAGGAGGCAAAGCGUCGCCUCUAAGGGUCCGCGCAAAGUGCAGUGUGGAGUCUAACUGCGCCAGCAAAGGAUUAACUUAGCCGAAGAUCCUGUUGUUUCUAUGAUUCUUCAGGAGUGUUACACGUCUGCUUUAUUCAAAAUCAACACUAAACAUAGCCCACAACAAGAACCUCAAGAUGCAAUGAGUCCACGUGAGAAAAUUUGAAUGUGACAUCCUAUUUAGUAGUUUAAUCUCUUAGGAAUGCACUGAUAGUUUACGUUUGAUUACUCUCCUUUUUUUUUAAACCAUAAAAGAUUCAUUUUAAAUUCCAAAAACCUAAACAGCCGUUGCUUUAUUGUUGGGUAAAUGGGCGCAAAUAAAUCCAAUAACCACAGUCCGGUGUGAGACCUCAUGCUGCUGACCUGGAAACCAGACUUUUAAUAUUUCUUUCCCCACUUUAUCUUCAACAAAACCACGCCAGAUACCUUUCCUAUCCUGAGAAAAUGUUGCUGAUCAGACUACUGGUUAUCUUCCUCGUCCUCAUCACUAACACGUGGCUGCUCAAUCCGGUUCGCUCCGAUGCACUCAGCCGGUACAAACGCGCCAUGGCCCGGCGGGCAGACCGUGAGCUCUCAAGCCUAGCAGGUGAACAGUGCACCGUCUCUGGCGUGUGGAGGUCCCGGCGGCAACGCCGCUCCCUCUCCCCGCACCAACAUCGCCCUCCAGCGGCCCGUCCGAGGACGCACACGAGCCGAGGAGAGUUGUACGCUAUUAGGAGCGCUCCUGUGGUUUGUGCAGGAGGGUGCAGGUUUGAUACCGGGCUGCGUCGGGUCGCGCCGGCGCGGCAGGAUAAGACGAGUCGUGGGGACGCGGAGGAUGCGACGGCGGGAGCGGGGAAAGAACACGUUACACUGCCCGGACGGCUUUAUGAGAAACCAUCAAAUGACGGGAGAGAGCCAAAUUAUGUCAGGUCAGACGCCACACAACAGCCCGGGGCUUCUUUGCUUAAAGACGUCGGGCAGACAGACUCGUCGCCGGGCCACGCGCAGUCCCCACGCGGCUCGCGCUCCAGGUUCAUCCGCAGCCUCGACGGGACGUUUACGCACGAGGGCAACUCCACUUGGGAGAAAGUUUCCCCCGACAGCUCGGCAGAUUCCAGAGGACUGCAGGUCCUGUCCAGGCUGCAGCAGGGAGAUGGAGGCAAGCCGCCCUCCACCGGGACUCUAGUGGACGGUACCGAUGAGGACUACUCCGGGGAGGUGGAGGAGGCGGAUCCGCCGUCGAGCCUGCCCGUCGGCAGCUCCUCUCCAUGGGGGAGCCCCGUGCCACGGGUGCCCCCGUCCUGGAUGACCGCCCUGUACUUCAGCGGGCGUCGGGAGCAGCUGAAGCUGAAGUCCGCUGCAGGGUUGGAGCUACCGAGAGCAAAGUUCAGCCUUGAGCUGUGGGUGAAGCCUGAGGGAGGGCAGAGCAACCCCGCAGUCAUAGCAGGUGUAUUUGACAACUGUUCCCAUUCACUGAGUGAGAAAGGCUGGUCAGUAGGCAUCUGCACUGUGGAACCUGGCAGCACCAAAGAUGCACGGUUCUAUUUCACACUUCGCACAGAUCGAGCCGUAAAAGCCACAACUGUCUACAGUCACCAGCGGUACCGAGCCAAUGCCUGGACUCACCUAAUGGCCACUUACAACGGCCUCCACAUGACUCUGUAUGUUGAUGGAGCUAAGGUGGGAGAGAGUAGUCUUCAGUCUGGGAAUCUCUACAGUCCCUUCAUGAAGGCGUGCAGAACCCUCUUCCUGGGCAGUAACCAAUCAGAUCAGGGACAGAGCUUCCGGGGCCAUAUCGGUGGUGUGGUCUUGUGGGGAUAUGACCGUUCUCAUGAGGACCUGCUGAAGCGGCCACUUCAAAUUGACAAGAGCGAGCCGCUAUUGGCAAUGUGGGCUGACUUCACAAAAGUGGAACAGCUAUGGACUCCAAACAAAGUUGGUCUCCAUCCAACAAUCAUCACCACUCCUGUCCCUGAACAAGAGGUUGUCUCUUCGUUCCUGCCACCACAAUGCGGCGUGACACCUUGCGACAACACCGACAUCAUCUUAGGCUACAACAACAACUGGCAGCUCCGUGCUCCCAAGCGAGUUCGCUACCGAAUCGUUAACCUUGCUGAUGACGAUGGUGGAAACCCCACUGUGUCUGAAGCCCAGAUCCAGCUCCAGCAUCAGGCUCUAACUGAGGCCUUUCGCCCUUACAAUAUCACUCUGGAACUGAGCUUGCACACUGUAAAAAACUCCAGCCUCCGACAGCAGUUCAUCCUGAGCAACUGUCGAAUUGGGAAGAUUGGGAACCGCCAAUGUGACCCUGAGUGCGACCACCCAAGGACAGGCCAUGAUGGAGGAGACUGCCUUAGACUGGGGCCCUGCUACAACUGGAAGAGACAGGAUGGAGUUUGCAACAUAGAGUGCAACAGUAUUCACUAUGACUACGAUGAUGGAGAUUGCUGUGACCCGGAGGUCACUGACGUCCUCAAGACUUGCUUCGAUCCUGAGUCUCCCGACAGGGCCUAUAUGAGCGUGAAAGAGCUGAAGGAGGUGCUACACCUGAGCGGCACUGACACACUCAAUGUUUUCUUUGCCAGCAACUCUGUGCGUGAAGAGCUGGCAGGAUCUGCAACUUGGCCUUGGGCAAAGGAGGCUCUUACCCACCAAGGUGGGAUGGUACUGAACCCUUCCUACUUCGGUACCAUAGGCCACCAAAACACCAUGAUUCAUGAGAUGGGCCACAUCUUGGGACUGUACCAUGUAUUCAAGGGGGUGAGUGAGCGGGACUCCUGUGAUGACCCAUGUCAGGAGACCACCCCAUCCAUGGAAACAGGAGAUCUGUGUGCUGACACUGCACCAACACCAAAAUCCAAAGCCUGCCAUGAUCCUGGAGCCGUCAAUGAUACCUGUGGAGUCACCACAUACCAGGACACACCUUACAGCAACUACAUGAGUUACACAGAUGACAACUGCACCAACCAUUUCACUCCCAACCAAGUGGCUCGGAUGCACUGUUACCUUGACUUGGUCUACCAGAAGUGGCUGACAGACCGUAAACCUGCCCCCAUCCCUAUGGCUCCCAUUUUGACAGACCAAAGUCCGGAUUCUGUCUCUAUCUACUGGCUGCCACCUACAUGGGGACCGCUUUAUCAGAGCUCCUCCCUACAUGAGUCCGCUAUCAAUUGUGGAGACUGUGAGAAAGACGGUGUUUUCCACCAGUACGCCCAUGAGGCUACCUCACCUCGCAUCUGUGACACGUCAGGCUACUGGACACCUGAGGAGGCGAUCGGCCCACCUGACGUGGAGCAGCCCUGUGAUCCCAGUCUCCAGGCCUGGAGUCCUGAGCUUAGCCUUUAUGACACUAACGUGACCUCACCAUGUCCUGACACAGAGGGCUGCACCCUCACGCUAAGGUUCCUCCACCCUGUUGUGCCACACACACUUACUCUUUGGGUCACCUACAUCUCUUCAAAAAACCCAGCCAUAGCCAACGUAGAGCUGAUAACGGACAUGGGGAAAAGCGUUAACCUUGGACCACAGCACGUCUUCUGUGACAUCCCUCUAACUUUGCGCCUCGACACCCACAACGCAGCCAUCGCCGCCAUAAAACUCUGCACCUUUGAUGAGAAAAUGGAGAUCGAUGCUGCCAUGUUAUCCUCAGGCCCUGGCAGCCCUCUGUGCUCCAGCUGCCAGCCUCUGCUGUACAGGAUUCAGCGGCAGCCAGCUUUUGUCAAACCCCCUUCACCUCAGACCCAGCAAACAUUCACUGACAGCACUGUAAAGCAGGGAGUCAAGUACCAGUACAUGAUCCAGGUGGAGGCAGACGGUAUCCUCAGCGAUCUCUCCCCACCUCUCAUCUACACCCAUGGGCAGCCUUACUGUGGAGAUGGCCUCAUACAGGGGUCAGAAGAGUGUGACGACAGUAAUCUGUUGGAUGGUGAUGGCUGCUCUAAGAAAUGCCUCAAAGAGGUGGGCUUCAACUGUAAUGGUGAACCAAGUCAGUGUUAUGUCUUUGAGGGUGACGGUGUAUGUGAGGAGUUUGAGCGGGGCUCCAGUGUUCAGGACUGUGGUUACUUCACACCUCUGGGCUACACAGACCAGUGGGCUUCCACUGCCACUGCUUCCCACCAGGACCCCAACCACUGCCCUGCCCAUGCUGCCACUGGGGAGCCAUCACUUACCAAGCUCUGCAGGUACCAACACCUGGAGGCGAGUGAGAAACUGCCCAGCGACGCCUGGUUCCCUUGCACAGCUCAGUCCGACACACAUAAUGACCUCGAACAAUCAUUCUGGCUGAAGGUGGGAUUUGUCCACCCUGGAGUGGCAGCCUCCGUGAUGGUGUAUCUGGCUUCAGAUGGGUCGUGGUCUGGGGAGCAGUGUCGGAGGACAGCCACCAUCCUCCUGUCUGAUACUACUGGCAAAAACCACUCGCUAGGCACACAUGACCUCUCAUGCCAUCGGAACCCGUUGGUGGUGAAUGUGACCCAUGACCUCUCUCAACCCUUCUUCAUCACGGCCUCUGUCAUUCUCCUCUUCUCCUCCCCCUUUGUGGCAGUGGGAGGCGUGGCCCUGAGAACCUCCUGCCACUUCAGCACCUUCGCCCUGACCGGCUGUUUGCGACAGCCGUGUCAGAUGGACAGCUGCAGUCCUCCCCGGUUAGAGCACGCCUCUGUCAGGUGUACAGGAGGAAGGGAGGCUUCCCAAUGCUCCGUCCAGUGCCACCGUGGUUUCAGUAUCACUGUUGUCAACGGCAAGGGAAUCCCACCACACCAGAGAGAAACAGAUCUGGAGUGCUUUCAUGGUUCAUGGGAUCGGGUAGUUAGCUGUCAGCCUGUAGACUGCGGCCUGCCUGAUCAGUCUUACAUCUACCAUGCCAUAUUCAGUUGCCCCUGGGGAACCACCUUUGGCAAACAGUGCUCCUUUACCUGUGGAUCACCAGCUAUACUACAAGGAGACAGUGACAGGCUGGUGUGUUUAGAGGAUGGUUUGUGGUCUUUCCCAGAGGCCUACUGCAAGAUCGAGUGUCCAGAGGUUCCAAACAUACCCAAUGCCAAGCUGCUAACAGCAGACUGUCUGGCCUCAGGGCACGACGUUGGCUCUGUCUGCCGUUACAAAUGUAACCCAGGCUUCUAUGUAACAGGGAGCCUCAAAAAGAAGACACCGAGGAAGUACUUUAAGUUGGAGUGCCUGGAGGGAGGCCAGUGGGGGGAAACUAACUGCGAGCCGAUGUCCUGCCCAGCGCUCCCUGACGUAUUCCAGGGCAUGUAUACCUGCACCAAUGGCCUGUACUAUGACACCCUGUGCACCCUGCAGUGCCCAGACGCAAAGGAAAAUCACGAGAUUCGCUGCACAAAAGAUGGUGAAUGGACAGGAGAGUUCACCAUGUGCUCCAAGCUUAAGGGAUCAUGCUCUCUUCCUCCAAAUCUCAACUCUGUCGAGUACAGCUGUGACCAGGGGAGGGAUGUUGGUUCUGUUUGCUACCCAACAUGCGUUGUGGCUCUGGACAUGGAUCUGCGUGACCCUGUGGUUUUGCCCAAUGGCACUACACCUGACUCUUUAAAGCACUGGAUGCUACCCACUAACGCCCAGCGCAUUGUCUGCACAGGGAUGAUGAAAUGGUACCCUGACCCUCAACACAUCCAUUGCAUCCAAUCAUGUGAGCCCUUCGGAGGGGAUGGCUGGUGUGACACCAUCAACAAUCGGGCCUACUGCCAGUAUGACGGAGGAGACUGCUGCCCAUCCACACUCUCCACCAGAAAGGUCAUUCAGUUUGGGGCGGACUGCGACCAGGAUGAGUGCACUUGCCGUGAUCCAGGCGCUGAGGAGAAUAAGAGCAAAGCCAAGCACUUGCAAGGAGGAGGAGGUGGAGCUGGAGGAGGAAUGCAGUAAGAUGGAGGGAUGAAAGAGGCUGAACUUGUGUUUAACAGAGUCAAACCACAGUCUACACACCACAACAAACAAAUAAAAAUAUAUUCAAUUUUUAACAUUUGUAAUGCAGAGAAUGUGAUUGAAGUCAGACUUCAUACAAGAAAAGGCCAUUUUUAUUGUAUCAUAAGUGAUCUUAUUGUCAAAAAGCAUCACGAGUCUGUUGUUGUUGGUCUAAAAAUUUGAUUCUUUGAUUCCAUUCUGCAGAAAUCCAGCCAAACAUCCACACAUGAAUGGUCUGUAUUGUUUUCUGUUAAGUUGCUACGGGUUAUGAACAGAAAAUUAUAACUGAACUGAAAAAAAACAAACAAAAAAACACCACGGUUAUAGUUCAAAUAGGGUUAAAAAGCAGAUAAUCCACUCCUGUACAAAUCAAGACAUCAUAAUUGGAUCAAAUCACAAAUGUAAAUGGAUUCAAGUACUUUUCUGGACUUGAUUUGUUUUGGGAAAAAGAAACCAAAUGAACCGGCCUUGCCUGGAAACUGUUCAACACACGCACAGACGUUACAGUAAGGGCUACUGCUACAACUGUGUUUACUGUAGCACCCAGUUAGAAGAAAAACAUUAGCAUUCCACAGCAUUAUUUCAAAGGACAAUAUUCUCUCUCUACUCUCACUCGUGUUGAAUGGCAGUUCAGUUUCAUAACUCAUCUGAUGGCUAUAUGGUCAAAACAAAUCAAAGUCUGUUCCACUACACAGACCUCAUGGCUGACCAAAACAAGUCAUCGCAAAAUACUAAAAUUAGUCACAGUCUUCGUUGCUGUAACUUCUACAAGCGCUUCUCUCUGACAUGUAGCUCAUUAGGAAAGCAAGAAGAUAUAUAUCUGUAAAGACUAACAGGUAUAGACUAAUAUAUUUGGAUCACUUAACAUAUCUACUAGAUCAUGUAUUAGUCACACUCUAUUUAUAUCACAGAUCCAAUAAUACAAAUAUAUAACUGUACCAUACAGCAUGUGCACAUGGCUUGCCAAAAAAUACAAAAAAAAAAUAAAUAAAUAAGUAAAAUCUAAGUGUGUUCAGUUGUAUUGACACAAAAAGUACAAUAUUUACUAAAAAUAACUACAUCCAACUAAAU